GCUUCUCCAUCCAGCCGCAUUUUCGUGGAAUACUUCGACUUGGAGUAGCUCGUUCUUUCGAUCAUAUAUUUUCCUUGACGUUAUUUUUUCCUAAUCCCCAUAACGCAAGCUUCAUCAUCUUCGUCUUACUUAGGGAGACGACUCGAUAUCUUUCUCCCUCCCUCCUUCCUCAUAUACAUAUGUAUAAGUAUCCCACAGCGAGUCAACCGAAUACCAGAAAUAUUGAGAACCUCGGAACCGUCGACACGUGUACGUGUAAUACAUCUCUGCUUUGUAUCAGAGACGAGACAAACAAAUACGAUUUAUCGUUAAAAGAUUUUGUAACUCGACGAGGCAGACGGUUUUUAAAUCCUUGCUGGAGUUUACAAGCCUCUGUCUUUGCUGCUUCACUUUUAUAUACUAUAUUUAACGAUACCAUGACGUUAUUAAUUAUAAUCGUUUCGUUCGCGUUCAUCCAUCAAGGAUUGUCUCAGGAUAUUGUGUACCCGAAGGAUGAGAUCAUUUCGUACUUGAGUGGCGAUAAUCCUGCGAUCAACGAACGUAUACCAAUAUACAUUCCGGGAAGAUGCGCUGAAAAUAUGCUCCUUUAUCCUGGGGCUGGUGAUAAAAGCUACUGGAGCUGCGAUUGCAGGCCCGGAUUUUUAUAUUUUCCACUGAACGAAACCUGCCACGAAGCUUUCAGACAAGGACCGUGUCCCGCCGAGAAUUACGUUUACAAGCCUUUGGACGAUGCUGUACCAAUAUGUGCCAACAAUCCCUGCAAAAUUGAUGGCUUUGUUCUUUAUAAUGGAAUUUGUCAAGAAAUUGGAGCAAACUGUAAUGGAAGAGGUGUCAUCCGUGUUAAUAAGACCACUUUUCAGCUAGAGUGUACGCUCCCAAGGGCCUAAAAUUCAUAUUUCACAUCAUUCGAUUGUUGUUCAUCUGUCUUACAACGGCGAAUCACCGGGAACACGUAAGACACCUGUCGAUUGAUAUUUAACCGAAAAAUAUCUUUAUUUCUGUUCGAACGCCAGAAGACACUAUCAUUUGGCUAAUGGAUUUAAAAAAUGUUCUACAUAAUAUCAACAAAUAUUUUUAUACAUUAAUAAUACAUUCUUUUCACAGUUUACGAAUAAAUCUGGAUUUUUUAAUGAAAAACAAAAUUAGAUCCAGUGCAACAAA
Venturia canescens is the source of this 1161-nucleotide messenger RNA. RefSeq lists its product as uncharacterized. The coding region runs from base 180 to 887 and encodes 235 amino acids. Lineage: Eukaryota; Metazoa; Arthropoda; Insecta; Hymenoptera; Ichneumonidae. The record is from RefSeq and is a predicted model, not a curated record. The transcript has 2 exons.